Messenger RNA from Myxocyprinus asiaticus (Chinese sucker), 5463 nucleotides. RefSeq names its product paxillin-like. The record is from RefSeq and is a predicted model, not a curated record. NCBI's taxonomy places the organism in Eukaryota, Metazoa, Chordata, Actinopteri, Cypriniformes, Catostomidae. The coding region runs from base 135 to 1718 and encodes 527 amino acids. Gene Ontology annotation, biological process: substrate adhesion-dependent cell spreading; endothelial cell migration; transforming growth factor beta receptor signaling pathway. The transcript is spliced from 11 exons.
CAUUCGAGUCCAGCCGACCUAGACCUGCUCCUUACAACAGCAGGACAACUUCAGCACAAACUUGUGCUGUUAUAACGGACUCGUUCUUCUCCAGAUUCGGAUAUAGGAGUUACGCGCCUUUGGAAGCCAGGAACAUGGACGAUCUAGACGCAUUGCUUGCAGAUCUUGAGUCUUCUACCGCUCAUAUCUCCAAGUGCCCUGUGUUUCUGCCUGAAGAGACGCCAUAUUCCUACCCCACUGGGGGGAACAUUUUUCAGGAUGACUCCCUGCCUCCGCCUCUGCCCCCUCCACCCUCAGCUGAGGCCCUGAACGGAUCGCUCUCUCCCCGGCCUGACUCGCAGCACUCCUCGGAACAGUCUUUAGGCUCUGCCCAUAAAAGCACGUUGUCUCGGGACAGCAGUCCACCAGCCUCUAAUACUGAAGAAGACCACGUUUACAGUUUUCCUAACAAACAGAAGCACUCUGACUCAUCGGCGGCAGCCAUGACCUCUGCCCUGGGCAGCAACCUGUCUGAACUGGACCGCCUGCUUUUGGAACUCAAUGCAGUCCAGCAGAAUGCACCGUCUUAUUCCAGUACAGAGGAUGCAGCGCCUCCAUUACCGCCUUGCAGUGUUGCCCAUUAUAUCCAGGAGAAUGGAGCCCAUCCAGGCAUUAUGCUGACUCCUGCCACCCAGGACAUACCUCAGAGAAAUGGGACAGAGGACAGCCGCCCAACUGUGGAGAGUCUUCUAAAUGAGCUAGAGACCUCUGUGCCUUCCCCAAUGCCCAGUCCUUGUGCAUUGACCAGCAAUUUGAAGGACGGACUGGUGGACACACCUUCUGAGCAGCAGGGCAGAAUAUCAGCCACCUCAGCUACACGAGAACUGGAUGAACUCAUGGCUUGCCUAUCUGAUUUUAAGAUUAUGUCCCAGGGGAAGACUCCACACACACAGGUCAAUAAACUGGACAACAUGCUUGGCAGUCUGCAGUCUGACCUCCACAAGCUGGGAGUGCAGACAGUUGCCAAGGGAGUAUGUGGCGCUUGCUGCAAACCCAUAGUUGGCCAGGUGGUAACAGCCAUGGGACGUACAUGGCACCCAGAGCAUUUUGUGUGCACACAUUGUCAGGAGGAGAUCGGCUCAAGAAACUUCUUUGAGAGGGAAGGGCAGCCAUACUGCGAGAGAGAUUACCACCAUUUAUUUUCUCCGCGCUGCUACUACUGUAAUGGACCCAUACUGGAUAAAGUGGUAACAGCAUUAGAUCGGACGUGGCACCCUGAACACUUUUUCUGUGCCCAGUGUGGGGCGUUCUUUGGUCCUGAAGGGUUCCAUGAGAAGGAUGGGAAAGCGUACUGUCGUAAAGACUACUUUGAUAUCUUCGCUCCUAAAUGUGGCGGCUGUGCUCGCGCUAUCCUGGAGAACUACAUCUCUGCCCUGAGCUGCCUCUGGCAUCCAGAGUGUUUUGUGUGCAGGGAGUGUUUCACACCUUUCAUCAACGGCAGUUUCUUCGAGCAUGAUGGUCAGCCGUACUGUGAGGUUCAUUAUCACUCUCGCCGCGGCUCGCUGUGUUCCGGCUGUCAGAAGCCAAUCACUGGCCGUUGCAUCACAGCAAUGGGCAAGAAGUUCCACCCUGAGCAUUUCGUCUGUGCCUUCUGCCUGAAACAACUCAACAAGGGCACCUUCAAAGAGCAGAACGACAAACCCUACUGCCAGGGCUGCUUCAUCAAGCUCUUCAGCUAGAAAGAUGACUGACGUAUGUGUGUGUGUGUGUAUGUGUAUGUGUUUGUGCUGAGUAGUGCUUAAGGAAGCACUGAUUAUGAUUUUGUAGUAAGUGUGUAUGUCAUAUUGUUUCACUGUUGUGUGUUUGUGUUUGUGUGUGUGUUAGGUCUGUUUCACACAUCCUGUAUUCACUUUGCCACCAGUAAUAACAGGUUACAGCAGUUACAGAAGGUGCUGAGGUUAUUUUUGCUGCAUGUCACACCAUGAACACGAAGGAGAACAUGAACUCGACCUUGAGGGUGGACAAUAGGUUCUGUCUUGUCUAAUCGGCGGCGGUGGCUCCCCCGGGUCGUUUGGCCAUCCGACUUGGUGGGCACAAGAAAAAUCAAGGGGGGGCAGUGCCUUUCAGGUUCAAAUUUAUUUUUGACGUGUCUGACUCUUGACAUCCAGAAAUGACUUUGCUGGUCAGGUUAAUGGAUGAUGAAACGUGCUCUUGAAAGCCAGGAUGUUUGUAGAUGGUAUCAGAGGAAGGUUCAGGUGAGACUUUAGAGGUGUUUAUUUGGAGAAAGUGUGUGAAAAAUGUAUUGCGCUCACUGGCUGAGCCGGAAAGAAACCGUUGGAUGAAAAGAAAGGUUUAAGAUUGUGAAAAAGUGUGGAGGAUUUUUCAUUUUGAUGAUUGCAGAUGUAUGGGAUGCACAAUCAACAAGAUAAACACAAUGACUGUGAAAUCAACAACUGGAAAACGGUAAUUAGAGGGUGAAUUGCAAGAAAUGUCCAGAUCCUAUUUCACCUCAAAUGAACAACAUUUCUUAUGAUAAGAAACACAAUAAGAAAUUAUAUUUUGCAUAAAGACAAUGAAGCUUAAAUUAUCAUAAAUUAUAUGCAGUACAGCAAAUACUACUAUAAUGUAUAAAUACUUUAUAGUUUAAUUUGAAAAAUAUGUUUUUUUUUCAUAUUGGAGUAACAAGAGUGAGGGUUUUUUUGCAUUACAAUGUGAUAUUUGGGCAAGAGGGUGCUUUCUGAAUCAUGAAAAUAAUGAAAACAGUAAUGUCACAAUGCCAAAAAAAAAAACAAAAAAAAAAAAAUGCAAAACUGUCCAAACUUAUUAUUCAUUAUUUUCAUUUGUCGUUCAUUGUCAAAAUAUAAUUUGUGUUUUUUGUUUAUUAUUUUGAGGUGCAAUAUGAGCCAGCUUUCGCGAGAUUCAUCCUAGUAUGUAUUUUUUUCAAAAUUUUAUUUAAUCUCUAUAAAUCACUAUUUUAGUGCCUUGUUUUGUAUCGCAAAUGAUUUUAAAAGAGACAAAAUAUACCAAAAGUGUAGCUUUGCAUUAUUUUGAAAUUUCUCAUGAAUGUUAAAAGUUUGAAAAAUGGAAGCCUGUGUGGACCUCUGGGCAGUCUAUAUGCACCUAUGUGUUUUAAAGUCUAAUAUAUCUACAGUAACUUCUUAUAGCAGGUUUAGUUAUAACUGGCAUCUGAGACUCCGUAACUAUAAGUGUGUCCUACUGUUAUUCAUACUGGCGACUUUUGAGGCCGUCUACUUUUAAUUCAGGGGAGUUUAUGCAUCCUAAUAAGAUCUGAUCUAAAAAUAGUAUUUUAUUGAAGGAAUAUUCUGGGUUAAAUACAAUUUAUGGCCUAUUGCAGAAUCUGUGACUUGCUAUUGAUUACCACAGUCAUUUAGACCCGUUUUGUAAAAACAAAGGAAAAUGCGUGCACUUACAAUGGAAGUCUAUGGGGAAAGUGUACGGCACCAUGAAUUAACAUUUAAAAUGCAAAACUGUCGUGCUGUAUUGUAAGUGUAACCAUAAUGCUUGAACAUUACAUGUGUUAAUACUAGAUGAGGUGUGAUGGAAUCACUCACCAACUCUGUCUGUGCAAAGUUAGUCUAGUCUUUCAACUCAUGUCAUGACAAUGUAAUACCGGUUAAAGGUGCUGUAAGCGAUUUUAGCCAUUCUAGAAUUCCCGCAAGCUGAGCUGUUGGAUUAGCCACGCCCCCUCUUUCCAAAACCCUGCACUCCAAAGAUAUCAAAUGAGCUUUAUUGAGACAGAUAUCGAGCAGAAACGGUUGCAAAAACAACAGCAGCAGAAUAGCGCCCUCAACUGACAACUGUUAUGAACAACAUGGCAUAAAAAUGGCUUCAAUAAUUCGCUACAACUACAAUACUAUGAGAAUGAGCAAAAUGAUUGACAGGCAGAAAGCGUCAUUGACCGCGGACACAUUUUUGUUUGCUGUUUACAGAGUCUAGAGCCACCACAGAGACAGGUGAGAUGUUUCAGGACACUUAUUUCAUUAAUAUCUUUCACGGAGUGACAAUUUAUUGCAUACCUGUCUAUGAAAAAAAUCACUUACAGCACCUUAAAGUUUUGCAUUCUAUCCGUUUAAGGAUACCAGAAAGAGACGACAUAAUUAUCUGUAGAGAGUUUUAGUAUUUUAUUUGUAUUAUUAAUUAAUAUAAAAGCUUUUACAAAAAUACAAGCUUCACGUUUCUACUUUAAAGCCCUCCAUUACAAUUGCCCCAUAGUCUUCCAUUAAAUGUGCAUUACUCAAAAUGCAUUUUCCUUCAUUUUUGCAAACUGAGGGACGAGUCAACGCUGUUAUUUUUGGUGUGUGUGUGGUGUAAUCAAAAUCAUACCACAGCAUGUAUGCUGUAGAUCUUAAGAUCUGUUUAAACUGAAUUUCCUUAAGGAACCAGUGAAACCAGUGGCAAACAUUUUAUUAUUUAAAUGACUGUAUUUAAGUUUUAAACAAAGUUUCAAAUUCAAUUCUGCUCAUAAUAAGUUACUUUUUAACCACUGAAAAUUCAUAUUAUCUGCUUAAUGAAAAUCUGAUGUGAAAUUGUUUAUCUGAAUAGCUGUGACAAUACUGUGCAAUGUUCAACCCUUGAAUACAGUAUAUUAUUGCUUUUGAAAUGAGUAUCUGAUAUUGCCUUUCUCACUCUCAGAGACAAUUCAAGACCAUAUUAAAACUGCUGUAUUAUUAUGUUAUUAUACUAUACUCAUUUCUCUUUUAGUUGUGUCUGUUUUGCAUGGAAGUCUUAAGUGUCUUUCAAAGGACAAGUUUUGAAAACUUGCCAUGAUGUUGCAAAGUGGUGAAUUGUUCAAGACUUUCUCUUGUAACUGGAAUACAAUAAUUUUCACAUUUUUGAGAAUAUUAAAGAUCAAAAAUAUCUAUUGGAAUUACAUCGCUUUCUCGAUACCUGUCGACAAAGAUUACAAAUGUUUGAUCCAAUUUUAUGCACCAGCAAGUGUUUAUUAUGUGAAAGCUUUUAUUUGACCUAAUGUGCCAGAUAUCUUUAAGUCUUUAAUGCUACUUUGAUAGUAGACAAUACUUGUUUUUAAUUUGUUUUAAUAAAUUCACUUUGAAAAUACCUUAUAUGAUUACUCAGUUGUAAUGAUCUGUCCUGUUUUACGGUUUGUCUUGCUCCUAAUUGCUGAUGUGCCAAAAAAAAAAAAAAAAAAAAAAACUUGCAGUGGAAAUUAGGAUAUCUGUAUCCGUUCUAAUCACAUUUACACUGGUUGAAUGUUUUGAUUUUGUUGAUCUUGAGAUAUUUUUAUCUUAAAAAAAUGUACCUGAAUCCUUUUUGCCUGUUAUUUUAUGAAUAAACAUUUUAUGUCCCUUUAUAUAUUAUAUAAUUUACCCAAUGUGAACACGGCUAUGCAUAUUAUAUAUUUUAAAAAAUAAUUCUCCUGUAACACUGUUACAUUUUUGUCUGUGAGUCUUGGUUACUGUUUCAGUUCAUAUUAUAUACAAAUAAAUUUUGUGUUUAAAUGCA